This is a messenger RNA of Aspergillus japonicus CBS 114.51, 1972 nucleotides long. RefSeq names its product flavin-containing monooxygenase. Lineage: Eukaryota; Fungi; Ascomycota; Eurotiomycetes; Eurotiales; Aspergillaceae. The record is from RefSeq and is a predicted model, not a curated record. Bases 257 to 1972 code for a protein of 571 amino acids. Gene Ontology annotation, molecular function: N,N-dimethylaniline monooxygenase activity; NADP binding; flavin adenine dinucleotide binding. The transcript has a single exon.
CGGCAAGAAAAGAGGGGGUUGCUGCAUAAUUGCUUUUGCUUGUCCUUCCUUCUCCGAACGUUUAGGGCUGGAAGGGGGUGAGGAGAGGGGGGUAUAUAAGCUUACAGCUGAGCUUCCCGCGGAGCUUCACUAUCUGCCCACACACACUGUACAGUAUAGUACAAUAGAGUACAGCACAUACCGAGUUGCUGGCUGCACUGAACCACCCUCUACCCCUCAAAUCCCCAAGAUCACAGCCCAGCCCUACCCAGACAAAAUGCCCCAAGACCCCCAAGACCCACCCCAAACCCACGACCUCGACGCCCUCGUCGUCGGCACCGGCUUCGCCGGUAUCUACGCCCUGCACACCCUGACCCAAGACGGGCUGCGUGUGCAGGCGAUCGACCAGGCCCGCGACGUGGGCGGCACCUGGUACUGGAACCGGUACCCGGGGGCGCUCAGCGACACCUGGAGCUAUCUGUAUCGGUACAGCUUCGACGCCGAGCUGCUGCGCGACUACCCGGCGGCCAACCGGUACUCGACGCAGCCGGAGAUCCUGGAGUACUUGAAGCAUGUGGUGGCGCGGUACGAUCUGCGGCGGCACAUGCGGUUCGAGACGGUGAUGGAGGGGGCGGCGUGGGAUGAUACGAUCAAAAAGUGGCGGGUGCGGUGUCGGGACAUUUCCAAGACGGACGAGGGCAAGGGAGAAGUGCAGUACACGUACACGGUCCGGUACCUGGUGACGGCGCUGGGGCUGCUGCACGAGCCGGUCAUCCCGGACAUCCCGGGCCUGAAGGAGGGCGUGUUCCAGGGCGAGGUGGUGCACACGGCGGCCUGGGACCCUCAGACGUCGCUCGCGGGGAAACGCGUGGGUGUGAUCGGGGUCGGCUCGUCCGGGGUGCAGGUCGUGACGGCGAUCGCCAGCCAGGUCGCAUCCCUGCACGUCUUCAUCCGCCGGCCGCAGUACAGCGUGCCGGCCAACGACCGGCCGCUGACGCCCCCGGAGCGCGCCGCCAUCAACGCGGCGUACCCGGCGCUGUGGGCGGACGUGCGCGCCUCGCACCUGGGGAUGGGGUUCCCGGAAUCGUCCCGCAAGUUCAUGGCCGUGAGCCCGGCGGACCGCGAGCGGAUCCUCGAGACCCUGUGGCGCGAGGGCAACGGGCUGCAGUUGAUGUUCGGCGGGUUCAGCGACCUGACCACGGACGCGGCGGCCAACGCGGAGGUGUGCCGGUUCCUGCGCCGCAAGAUCGCCGCCGUCGUCACGGACCCGCGCAAGGCCCGGGUGCUGACCCCCACGGAGCCGUACGCGCGCCGCCCGCUCAGCGACGCCGGCUACUACGCGCAGUUCAACCGGGCCCACGUGCACGCGGUGGACGUGCGGGCGCACCCGAUCACCGCGGUCGAGGCGCACGGCCUCCGCACGGCCGACGGGACGCUCUACGAGCUGGACACCCUCGUCGUGGCGACCGGGUUCGAUGCCCUGGACGGCAGCUACGCGCGCGUGCACAUCCGGGGCCGCGACGACGACGCCGACGAUCUCCACGAGCGCUGGCGCCGCACCGGGUCCGCGUGCUAUCUCGGCUGCGCCGUGUCCGGGUUCCCGAAUUUGCUGCUGGUGUCCGGCCCCAUGGCCGCGUUCGCCAACGUGCCGCCGCUCACCGAGACGAACGUCGAGUUCCUGCGCGACUUGAUCCGCCGCGCCGAGGCCAUCACGCGCCGCACCGGCACCCAGUGCGAGAUCGAGGCCACGCAGGCCGCCGAGCGGGCCUGGACCGAGCAUUGCGAUGUCACCGCGCGCAAGACCCUCUUCGCCCAGGCCCCCUCCUGGAUGUUCGGCGCCAAUGUCCCCGGGAAGCGCCCCGCCAGUCGGCUGUAUUUCGGCGGGCUGGGCCCGUUUCGCGCCAAGUUGGCGGAGGUCAAGGCGUGCGGGUGGGUCGGGUUUAAGGAGCCGUUGGGGACGGCGGGGGUGUUGCGUUCGCAUUCGCAUCUUUAG